AUGGCUGCGUCUCUCUGCACCGUCGUUUGCGCCGUGGCCACCUCUCUGGCCGCGGCGCUGGCGUCAGUUCUCGCGUGGCUGUGGUUCUGCAGGCUGCGCACCUCGGCCCCUGGUCCGCCGACCGUGCCACUGCUGGGCAACACGAGGCUCCCCUUCAGGCUCCCCGCACUCGUGCACAGCCUCAGAGAGACUCACCAGCGCUACGGAGACAUCUUCAGGUACUACGUGGGUCCCAAGCUGUUCAUUGUGAUAUCGCGCCCAGAAGACGUGCGGAAAGUCCUGGCGUCGACCAAGACGCGGGAGCGGGACCCUGUCUUCAUGCACAUCCUUCGGACUCUUGUGAGCGACGGACUCAUUACCAGCACGGGCGACACUUGGAAGAGGCACCGCAAGGCCAUCGAACCAGCUUUCCACGCUGAGGUACUCGCGAAGUUCACUGGAACAUUCAACGAGAGCGGACGCUAUCUAUGCGAGAAGCUGGCGGAGUCUGCUGGGGCGACAGUGGAUGUUUACCUCAUGCUGAUGGAAUGUGCGCUGCGCACCAUGGUGAAGGUCAUCUUUGGUGUCGAGCUGGAUCGUCUGGAGCCAGACCGAAGCAAGCAUUCCCGUAUAGCGGCCAUCAGGAAAAUGUCGGCAAUAAUUGUCCGACCCUGGAAGACAAUUACUGGCGCCAUGUGGCUGAGUGCAGAAGGUCGGGCAGUGAAGAGGAACAUUGCGGAGUUCAGAAGCCUAGUGAAGCGUGGCCUCGCGAUUGCAAGAGAAAAUAUGAUGGCCGACGGUUCAACUCCUUUGGUCUACUUUCUUUCGGAGCAGAAGCAAGGGCAGCACUUGACUGAAGAAGAAAUAUACAAUGAAAUACGCACCCUCAUUGUGGCCGGCGUGGAGACGACCGCAGCCUCCAUGGGCUUCACGCUGGCGCUGCUCGGGCUGCACCCAGAGUGGCAGGACGCGGCGCAGAGGCAGCUGGAUGGCGUGUUCGGGUCUGGAGACGACUAUCUGAGGCCAGCCACUGUGUCUGACCUCUCCCAGCUCACGGUCAUAGACGCUAUUAUAAAGGAGUCGCUGCGGCUGUUUCCGACAGCCCCCAACAUGCCGCACCUGGUGACCGAGGACACGCCGCUGUGCGAUGGUCGUUACUUGGCGCCGAGGGGCUGCUGCGUGCUUGUGUCGUUCCUGCUGAUGCACCGCCGGCCAGACCUGUUCCCUGAGCCCGAUCUGUUCGACCCCGGCCGCUUCCUGCCCGGAGGCAGCGCCACCAGCAGGCAGCCGGGCAGCUACCUGCCGUUUGGCACAGGACCUCGCAAGUGCGUGGGCGCGCGCUUCGCCGACCUGGAGAUGCGGGUUGCGCUGGCUGCAGUGCUGCGCAGGCUCCGCGUCCGACCCGGCUCCACCAGGCAGCAGCUGGAGCAGAUUCCUUACUCCGUCACAGCACACCCACUCACCGGCUAUCGUGUUUCUUUUGUUCCAUGGGAUAAUGUACCAGUAGCUUCCUAGCUUGCCGUCUAAAACUGAACGUAUGAACAGGAUGAGUAUGAAGAACCCUUGCAUUUCCUGAACUGUUCAAAAUACCGAAACGAGGUUUCGCCAAAUUAGAGUACGAAGAGGGAUUGUAAUGCUAUAUAGUCGCGUAUGUGCCCUAACCGUUUACAAAAAAUGGUUCAAAUGGCUCUGAGCUCUAUGGGACUUAACUGCUGCCGUCAUCAGUCCCCUAGAACUUAGAACUACUUAAACCUAACUAACCUAAGGACAUCACACACAUUCAUGCCCGAGGCAGGAUUCGAACCUGCGACCGUAGCGGUCGCGCGGUUCCAGACUGAGGCGCCUAUAACCGUUUACAAAUGCACGAGUUCAGCAUUUCCUGUCCUCACUUGGGCGGGUAUGUGGACCGUGUGCCUCAAUCUCAUGUGGACCUACAGAUGGUCUAGAGGGUGAUAACAUCAUUCAGAGAACGGUAAUAUCAUUUGUUAUUGGUUUUUCCGACUUAAGCUUACUGCAAUUUGAUCAAAGAGAAUUUUACUCCAGACGCGUUUCACUCUUAUUUAUAAAACAUCUUCUGUGUUCAUUCUGCAAAUUGGAUACAUAUGUUUGUACAUUUUUAGUUGAUUUACAUUAAAAACAGCGUUUUGUUUAUAAAGUUACAGUGGAAAUUUCUUACGGCGUUCCAGCCUCUUCUUUACACAUUCUCCAAACAACUGCUUACUUCCUUUCAUUAGCAGCAGUUGAUAUCGAAAGACUACGUUUCACAUGCACACUCGGCAAUUUUUUUCCUUUGCACUUUUUCUUGUGCUGAGUGAGAACACACAUAACUUCAGUUCGAUCUGCAAAAGCGAAGUGAAGUGUAAAUAACACAAAUACAGAAUGUGUAAAUAACAGGCUGCAACACCGUAAGUAAUUUGCGCUCCAACUUUAUAGACAAAACCCUGUUUUUAAUCUAAAGCAACGAAAAAUAUACAAACUUAUAUAUCCAAUUUGCAGAAUAAGCACAGAAGAUGUUUUAUAAAUACAAGCGAAAUGCGUCUGGUGUAAAAUUCUCUUCAGUUAAAUUUCAAUAAGCUUAAGGCGGAAAAACCAAUAACAACUGAUUUUAACCGCUGUUGCGGAAAAUGUCCACUCAAACAAAUACAUUAGUGUUCGUGAAAGUCACUCACUUUUGCGUCGAGUCAGAUUACAGCAACGCGCCACUCCUCUUCUGCACAGCACCUGCGAUUUGACUACACUCCAUAGGUGCACAGCAUGCUACAUAACAUUCUUUAUUUUACGAACACACUUGCACAUAUUUUUAAAGCGCUUUAUCCAAAGUACUCACCUACACUUCACACAGUUGCAUACACAUUGAUUUACUAGUGGUCACAGCAGACUAUUGACUGACCAUUACUGU
This is a messenger RNA of Schistocerca nitens (vagrant locust), 2878 nucleotides long. Its product is annotated as cytochrome P450 4C1-like. Bases 1 to 1494 code for a protein of 497 amino acids. Gene Ontology annotation, molecular function: monooxygenase activity; iron ion binding; heme binding. The record is from RefSeq and is a predicted model, not a curated record. NCBI's taxonomy places the organism in Eukaryota, Metazoa, Arthropoda, Insecta, Orthoptera, Acrididae. The transcript has 6 exons.